Messenger RNA from Drosophila kikkawai, 654 nucleotides. Lineage: Eukaryota; Metazoa; Arthropoda; Insecta; Diptera; Drosophilidae. The record is from RefSeq and is a predicted model, not a curated record.
AUGCCGACGGUCGUUCAGAUAAACCUGAAGCGCAGCUCCCACGCUUCAGCUAAUCUGGGGGUCCUUCUCCGGGAGAAGGACAUCGACAUCGGCCUUAUACAAGAGCCAUGGACUAGAGACGGACGAAUCUCUGGCAUGGCCAUAAAGGGAUACACAACACUAUACACAAACUCGACAGAUCUAGCAGUGGCAAGAUUCAAGGCGGCGGAUGGGACAGCCAUACUAAUAGCCUCCGGAUACAUGGCCCACGACGAACCUGCACCACCUGAAGCGUUUAAUAGGGUGAUGCAGUGGGCCGAGGAGACUAAAACGACGCUCAUCCUCGGGUGCGAUGCCAACGCAAGGCACACACUGUGGGGAAGUAAGGAAACAAACGAAAGGGGUGAGUCUCUCUUCGAUAGUAUUAUAUGUCGUGACGUCACUAUUUGUAACAAGGGAAACACGCCCACCUUCAUCUUUCCAAGUACGGAAGGAUUUCAGGGCUGGGAAGAAGUCCUAGACAUAACCCUCCAAAUGGAGCAUAGCGACUAUAAGGGAACCGACCUACUGGUUCAAAAUAACUUCCAGAACUUUAUCGAUACCAACGUGUCCAAGACUAUUGUGGUAUUUAAAAAGUACAUGCGUUUCCAAAUCUUUUGGAACGUAAAACAAUAA